Molecule: messenger RNA, 11424 nt
Organism: Xenopus tropicalis (tropical clawed frog)
Lineage: Eukaryota; Metazoa; Chordata; Amphibia; Anura; Pipidae
Gene: ptbp3
Product: polypyrimidine tract binding protein 3
Exons: 15
Coding region: 574-2133 (519 amino acids)
Biological process (GO): mRNA processing; regulation of cell differentiation; negative regulation of mRNA metabolic process
Cellular component (GO): nucleus
Molecular function (GO): RNA binding; nucleic acid binding
Source: RefSeq, a predicted model, not a curated record
CUCCCCUCUCUCGCCUGCGUUUGCAAGCUCCCCAUUCAUCUGUGCUGUGUGCUUGCAAUGACAGCCCUCUUUUGUGUCAGGGUAAUUUGUUUAUCUACUGCGUGCAGCUCCCACUGCUUCCUCUUUUCUCUACUGCUUCCCUCCGGUCCUGUCUGCCUCUCCUUCUCUCUCUCUGAAAUCUGCUUUUCAUGCUAGAGGCCUAUACAUGGCAGCUUGCAUUGACCCUGCUGCCUGCCUCACUCAGCACCCUGCUGGCCCGCGGCUCAUCUUGCUGCCGCCCCUGCUGCUGCCUUUUUGCCCUAGUCUUCGCCAGCCUCUCGUCUGAAGGAGUGCCCAGCUUGUGAAAGACAGAUAAAAUAAAUCGAUGCUGAUGAAAUGCUGACUGAGAAUAAACAAUGACAAUUGAUGUUUGUCAACCGAGAUACUGAAGAAACUUUCCAAAAAAACAGGACAAAGUAAAAAACAUGGAAAGCACCCAAGAAGAGCUGAACUGCAGCCCUCCAGUUCACACGAAUCUACAAGCGGGGAUCUGACGAGCUUCUUUCUUCUGGUAUCGCUAACGGGCCUUUUACCAUGAGCCAUUCCACUCCAGCUACAGCUAAUGGGAACGAUAGCAAAAAGUUUAAAGGAGACCGUUCCCCCUGUUCUCCAUCAAGAGUUCUACACAUCAGAAAAAUUCCCAAUGAUGUCACAGAGUCCGAGAUCAUCUCUUUAGGUUUACCUUUUGGCAAAGUAACCAACCUUUUAAUGUUGAAAGGAAAAAGCCAGGCCUUUUUAGAGAUGGCAUCUGAAGAAGCAGCUGUCAGUAUGGUGAAUUACUACACCCCUGUUCCUCCUCAUGUCCGCAGUCAGCCUGUGUAUAUUCAGUAUUCAAAUCACAGAGAACUGAAAACAGACAACCUUCCUAAUCAAGCUAGAGCACAGGCUGCAUUGCAAGCUGUGAACACUCUCCAGUCUGGCGGUCUUACACUCACAAGUGUACCAGGGGGUGAAGGUUUGGUCCUUUCAGGACAAAGUCCAGUCCUCAGAAUUAUUGUGGAAAAUCUAUUUUAUCCUGUCACAUUGGAAGUCCUGCAUCAGAUCUUUUCAAAGUUUGGAACUGUAAUCAAGAUCAUCACAUUUACUAAGAACAACCAGUUCCAGGCUUUGCUUCAGUAUGCUGAUCCAAUGAAUGCACAUCAUGCCAAAGUGGCUCUAGAUGGACAAAAUAUAUAUAAUGCAUGCUGCACUCUGCGCAUCGAAUUUUCCAAGCUGACUAGCCUUAAUGUCAAAUAUAACAAUGACAAGAGCAGAGACUUCACACGCCUUGAUCUACCUACUGGAGAUGGACAGCCUUCUCUUGAUACCACAAUGGCUGCAGCAUUUGGUGCUCCAGGGAUUAUAUCCUCCCCAUAUGCAGGGGCUGCAGGGUUUGCACCAGCUAUUGGCUUUCCUCAGGCAGGACUUUCAGUUCCAGGUGUGCCAGGACUUGGACCUCUUGCUCUUACCACUUCUGCCAUCACUGGGCGUAUGGCCAUCCCUGGCAUGACUGCAAUUCCAGGUCAUUCUGUGCUGUUGGUUAGCAACCUAAACCCUGAUGCUAUCUUACCUCAUGGGCUGUUUAUCUUGUUUGGAGUCUAUGGAGAUGUCCAGCGUGUGAAGAUAUUAUUCAACAAAAAAGAAAAUGCGUUGGUGCAGAUGACAGAUGCAACCCAAGCACAACUUGCCAUGAGUCAUCUAAAUGGACAAAGACUUCAUGGAAGAGUUCUUCGGAUUACCCUCUCAAAGCACCAGUCUGUUCAGCUUCCUCGGGAGGGACAUGAGGACCAAGGUCUAACCAAGGAUUACACAAACAGCCCACUGCACCGUUUUAAGAAGCCAGGCUCAAAGAACUUCCAAAAUAUAUUUCCUCCCUCUGCAACGCUGCAUCUGUCCAACAUUCCGCCUUUAGUCACUGAUGAAGACCUUAAAAGACUAUUUGCAAGUACUGGAUGCUCAGUCAAGGGUUUUAAAUUUUUUCAGAAAGAUAGAAAGAUGGCUCUUAUUCAGCUUGGAUCUGUGGAAGAAGCCAUCUUGGCUCUAAUAGAACUGCACAACCAUGACCUGGGAGAGAACCACCACCUACGUGUCUCUUUCUCCAAAUCGAUGAUCUGAAUUUAAUUUUCUCAACUCUGGCCCUACAUUUACACACUCACUUUUUUAGACUGGAACACUGUUUCAGCAAAUGCCCUAAGAAAAAGGCUAAGAUGCUAGGCCAAUGCUGCCUCUUAUUACUGAACUUCUGUAACAAGGAGAAAAGCGUACACAUGUAAACACUGACUAAACAAUGCAGAAACCUCAAGACAUGAAAUAAUCUACUUGCCACCAGUGAAAACUGUAAAUUCUACAUUUUGUGAAAAAUCUCCAAUCUCCAAAAUGCAUUUUUUUCAAUGCUUACUCUUAAAUGACCUGUUCAUUUUUUGUUCCAAUAUAGCUUUAUGCAACAUCUAUAUGACAAUCACCCAGAUGUUCUAACUUUUAUUCUAAUUUUGUUUAAUUCUAACAUUUCUGUGGCAGUGAGAUCACAGCUUUCUCUCAUCAUCUUCUGUUUAAAUUAUUCCCAGCUGCCUCUUUCUUACGCAGAGCAUUAUGAAUGUAUACCUAGAUAAUUAGGAUAUAAUCCGAUUUUAUCAAAUAUAUUGCCUUCUAGGGGUUUUAUCAUAAUGCUCACUACACUACAGAAUGUAGUUUAGUAAUAAUGUUCCUAAACACUUUUUACAACAUUUGGUCUGUGAACCAAUCUUCAAAUGAAAUGGUGCUUGCAGAAAUACAAUUAUGUAAACUUUUUAUCAGUUGUAUUUUUUAUGCCAGUUGUGGCAUAUAUUUUUUCUCUGUGUAAGUCCACAGAUUAUUUUUUCAUUUUAAGCUCUCCUAUCAUGAGCACACCUUUGUUUAAUGAUAAUUUAUUAUGUUGAAACUAAGAUAACAGAUAAAUACUAAAUUUAAAGACAGCGUUGUCUGCAUGUUUAAUUUGAAAGCAGUACAAACCAUAAUAUUGUGUUGUGUAACACUGGUCUUGGAACAAAAUGAAUAGGGCCACUUCAUGAAGAAAAUCAUGAUUAUUCUUUUCAGUUUUUUUGAAUAAGAAGUUUACAGUCUUGAGGAAACUAUUCAGGUCUAUCAUUUGAUUUGAUGGAUUUUUAAAAAUUAUUUUUGGUAACGUUAAAAAAAAAAAAAUGGACUUAAACCUCAAGGUUUUUUGUACCACUAUAGUAACUAAAUACUUUAAAUAAUAUUUACUGUGUACUUAAUUUACUUAUGUGCCUUAUAAUGUGCUUAUAAUGAAUAAUAGGUUAGAUUAUUUUCUUAAGUAUCUCUAAAAAUUGUAUUGUGGGCUUGGUGAGAGAGAUUAUUUCUAUUCUUUGAUUCCCUAUACUAAAUGUUGUGUGUUCAGUUUUUUCCUUGUCUACGAGUAAGUCUGAAAUGCUUAUUUGCUUUACUAGCAGAUGACGUGCCUGCAAAUGGACAAUAACCCUGCACAUAUUCUGCUGUUUUUUUGUUUUUGUUUUUCCAGGUCCAGUUUGAUAACCACCAUGUGAAAAACUAAAACUGUGUGAAUACAGAAGCUCAAGUAGGCUUUAAAUUAAUGUAACAGAAUUUUUCUGCACAUGCCUCGAGACAUUAAUGGAAUUUCACCAAAAACGUUUUCGACUGUAUGAUAGAACCCCAUGAAUUUGUGAUUUUCAUUGUCUGAGGCUGAUUUAUGUGCAUACUAGCUUUAUACAAUUGGCACACAAUACAUUGUUUUGUUGUAGUGUCAAAAGCAAUCCAAUAUAAAUAAAACUUACAGGCUAGAAUUGUGAAAGACCCAACGGUUAUCUGUACACGUAUGGCUGUUAGAAUAACUCAGGAUACCUUAAAUAUGCUUUCUCCUUCUUUACACAGUACAAAAUGCAAAAUUAUGAAAUAUAUCUUCAUGAAUGUCUGUAAAUCAGCACUGAGUAUACGCAUCUGCUGUUUGCAAGAACAUGUAGAGGCGUUUAAUAAGGAUAUGAGAUUCUUAGCUUAUGAGUUCUUAGCUGGUCUAAGUACACACGGUGGAAUUAAUCAAGUUCCCAAUUUAAGGACAUUUUUAGCAGCACUGAAUAUGGUUUGUCAAAUAAACAGUGUUUAACUUUCCACUCCAAAUUAUUGUCAAAGGCAAAAAGUCCACAAGCCUAAAGUUCUUUAGUAUUUUUUCAUAUCUAUGGACCAACUAUGAGAAAUCUACUUUACUUCAAACAAUUUGAGCAAGCUAAAUUUCUGUGUGAACGAAAACCAAAACUUUGCAUGCUAAGAUUAUAUAUACGUAAUCAUUGAUAGAUACAUAAGCAUUAAUAUUAAAGUGUUACACGAUAAAAAGUGGGUGGAAUCAUUAUAGCUCCAUGUGAAUUUUAUCUGACCCUGUAAUAAAACUUUACUUUGUAUAGUGUUGUAUGUUAAUAUUAUUUUGAUCUCAGGUAACAUUACAAAAAUGCAGAAAACAUUUUGCUCAGCACCUGAAAGCACCCCCCGUGAAAUGUAAAUAGUGUAAUUUUUAUUUUGUGGCUGGUGUUUUUAUUUGACUAAUUAUAAUUAGACAUGGGGGACACUUGAUCAAUUCCACCCCUGUAUUUUCCUAUGGUCCUUGUUUGUUACAGGAAAGCUAAACUAAGAAUAUUCACUUUGCCCUUUUUAUUUUUAUUCUUAGCUGAUUUUAUUAAUUUCCCACUGGGUUUUUUUUUUACCCUUUCGCUUGAUAUUCAUUUGCAAUAAGAGUGGUGCCGGAAGAUGUGUUUUUCCCAUUCAUGGGCAUGUGCAAUUGUUCUCUGUUGCUCGUCGAUUGAAAAAUAAAUUGCAGCACACAGUAUCUUCCAGUUUCAUUAGUCCGGAGCCCAUGUUACCUACUUCAUUUUUUUUUUUCCUUUUUUGAAGUCUAGCUGGAGGCCUACAGGCCAGAGGUGCCCAUAAAAGUGAUCUUAUGGCCCCCAGACUGUCCAAGGGCUUUAUGGAUUUAUUGGUGCGACAUAAUGUUUUUCAUAUUUUUUUUUGGCCUCUGUAUUUAAAAAGUUGGACUGUACUGCCUUACUGGAUUGUUAUGUUGACAGUUGAGUAAAAGUAUUUCUCUGAUUAUCAUUUAAACCAGGACAGUUGAUUGAUGCUGAUUGCUUUUCACAAAGUUUUGUAUAGUAGGGCUUUCUGCUAAAUGUUUUAAGUCUUCCUUCCAAAAGUGGUUCAUACCAGCUAUUGGCUGUCUGUGGGGAAAAGAUAAACAGCAUUCAUUUACUGUAUGAUGUGUUGGUAGAUGGUACUGUUACAAGAGGCCUAAACAUUGUCACUAUAAUUAUAAAAUCAAAUUUCAUAAUGAACAUAACACUGACUGUAAGUGAUAAUCUGUUUUCCAAUGACAUUUAGAAUAAUUUUUUUCUCCCACAUUAGGUUGUGUUUGUACAUUCCAACCCUACUGCUUUUUAUUACUAUUUCAGAAUACAUCAGAAGCCUAUUUUGCUUCUUAAUAGCUUCUUUGUGCUUUUUUGAAUCUGAAAACUGCAUUUAAGAAAAACCGCAAACAAAAUGUUCAUUUUGUUUCAGCUGAUAACCUGAUAAAAAGUCAUAAAGGUUAACAUGACUUAUUUAAGUGCACCUUGAAAGGGUACCUGGGAUUCUGCGUGUAUAUGUCCCGAAACCCUCCACUACUCAACCCAGAAGCAGCAUGGCAUGGCAACCCAUACUAUGCAUGGCAUGAAAAUGACCGUUGCAGUCCGAAUACACAGACAAACAUUCUGGCCUUAAAAUUCCAUAUUGUCGGUGCUUAGGCCAGACAACUUCUCAACCAGUUCUCUUUAAAUUAAGUCUUAUUUAAGGUGUAUUUAAAUAUGUAGGUUUAUUUGGUGUUUGUUGUAGUGUGAGUUCGUUAUAAUCUUCAUUAAGAGAUUGUGAAUUAUUUUUUUGCUUCUGAUUGGCAUAUGUAUUGUAUUUUCAUGACUACCGAAUUGCUGUGCUGUUUUGUUUUUAGCAACCUGCAUUUAUUUUUUCUGUUUAAUUUUCAGUAUGAUUGUAUUCUCUUAGAAAGAGCUAUGACAGUUAUUAUCUUGAUCUGUUUUGACUAAACCAUAAUUUGCAUUUAUUAGCGCUCGAUUCGGAAAGGGGGCUAACAUAUUGAAGGACAAUAUUUCCUAUAACAAGUAGUACUGCAGGAUGGCAGUUUGUCCAACUUGUGUUUGAAUUCUGAAUGCACCUCUAAAAGACUUGCUUAAUUAAAAAAUGCAUCUCCCUUUUUCCCAUAGCAUCUUAUACAUGAGGAAUUCUGUGGAAUAUUUCUCGCUUUUUUUUUUUUUUGGAUAUUUAUAAUUUGUUGCAUGAAUUUUCUUGCGUGAAAAAACACCCAAGACUUUAAUACUAACACAACCCCAGAAUUCUCAAGUGGAGUGAUUUUUAUUCUAACAAAGGCUGAAGUGCCCAUUGGUUUGAAUAAAUCUGGGCAGCUUUGGGGUGUGAGGAUGGUAGAAAAUGUGUCAAUAUCUUAAGUUUUUAGGAUAUUUUUUUUCAGAAAUCAACCUGAAUGUUUUCCUCAAUGUUUAAUAAAAUGAGCCCUUAUUCUGCCUAGGUUUUUUCUUGCUUCCUCUGAGUGGAAGUGAAGCGAUAUGGUUGGGUAGAUUGUUUGAUUUCAAUUCUUUUGCUUGACCAUUGCUACAUCUGUGUAUACCUCAGUGUCCACUGAUCCAUUCUUAUUCUGGUCUGUCCAGUCUACCAUUUUCUCAAAUUGUUCUUAUAAGUGGGGCAUUGGAAGAUCCACAAGUGAAACUUACUUCCCUAGUUUUGACCUUUCACGUGUUUCCAAAUAGGUAAUUUUGAUAAAUGCAUUCUGCCCAGUUUUAUGCGACCUUGUUGCAGGGAUAAAUUAAAGCAUUACAUUUAGCAAACAGUAUUGUUUAAAAUGCUAAUAAUUUCUAAAUACAGCACUGAAACAAACUAAAUACUUUUAAGAUCUCUUAAAACCUCUUACCCUAUGGCCAUGUCAGACAAGGUGGGUUUUCCACCGGCGCAUGGCAUUGGGCCUGUUUUGGGUGGGUUUUGAUGCAGAUACCCCUGCCUGUGUGAAACAGGCCAAUGCCAUGUCACCAUAUCUGUCAGUAUACAGUGAUGUUGGACAUUUUCUGCCCAAGGUUCAGAACCUCCUUGUCUGACAUGGCCUUACGCACGGGACAUUCUUUACUAGCAUAAUAAGAGCUUGCUAAGUAGGUCCCAAAAGAACUUUUGCUGCCUUCUGCUUUGAUCUGUGUGUUGUAACACCUAUCAACAUGUGUGUUGUCUUUUUUGUUUAAAUAUUGUAAACUGUGAUCCUCUGUAAUUAUUAUUAAAAUUUGACCUUUUUAUUGUUUUGACAUACACUAGGCUUUCUAUUUGCAUUAAAAAGGGUAGUAGUCCAGUCAAGAGUUAGGUGUCCUAAAUAGAUUGUGAUUGUAUAAAUAAGUCAACCCAAAUCAAAGUAAUAGCCUAUUUAUGUCUGAUGAAAAUGUAGUUCAUAAUAUACAAAUAUGAUGAAGCUAAUAGAAAAUGUUUUUUAAAGGGACACUAGUACCCUAGUAGUAACCUGUCUUAAUUACUUUCAACUUCUGGGGAUGAUAUUUUUUCCUUUAGGCCAGUGACACACCAGGCUGUUUCUCCCAGAAAGACUGGGGGAGAAAAGGCCAAAUUUAGCAAAUCUAUUCACAUCUCUUCUUGCUGUAAUGGCACAGUACUGGCCUGUGUGCACAGAGAGGAUUUCAACACAGAAACUGCAUUUACUGUCCAAAUCUGCUUUGUGUGCAAACAGCCCAGUGCUGUGCUUGUCAGUAGCAGAUUGGCUUGCAUCAUUUUUUUCUCUGCCUGUAUUCCUACACAGGCAGGGGAACAGCCUGAUAUGCCAUUAGCCUUAAAACGGUGGUGGUCAUUUAUCAACACUGGCCAAGUUGGCCUGUGGACAGUAACCCAUGGCAACCAAUCACAUUAUUGCAUUUGUUAAUCUACCUGCAGCUGGCUGAAAAAAAACAAUUACUGAUUGGUUACAAGGGCCCACACUGCCUACAGGCAAAUUUGCCCGGCCUGAACUUCCAUUCCUAUUUACAGCAAUAAAUAUACUGCUACAACUGAGGAAAGUGUGUGGCAUAAGUAUGUAUGGCUGUAUGAGGAAAACUUUAUUCACAGGACAUCAGGUCCUUGGGAGAAGGGUGCUAAUGUUACUAGAAACAUCUAUGUAAUACUGUAUCUCCAUAUUUUAUAAAUGAGAUAUAGAUUUGAACUAACUCUUCUCCAGUAUAUACUCUAUUUCACUUUUUUUUUUUUUUUUACAGUAAAUUACAUCUUGUAGAAGAUGUAAAACUGGGCUUGCCCAGUUUGGCUAUCUACCCUCUAUUGGGUGGAUACUGUUGGCCCUUUAAGGAACUGAUCAAAAACAGCCAAAAAGUUGGAAGGAGCAUGUGCUUUAGAAUGUCUUUAUGACAUUUUCUGCUGUAUCUGUACAUGGCUAUAAAUGCUGAGAGCAGAAAUGAGAUAUCAAAGGUUCCCCAACUAAGUGAUCCAGUCAUUCUACAAUUACUUCUAUUUAUUACCAUUUCAUAUUUAUACAUGAGCUUUAAUGGUGUUCUGUCACAGUAGGUGUCUAGAUUUCAUAUAUUUCUGUAGUUUAAAUGUUCAGUGCUUUUGAGUACUUUCCCUCAGCUAUGCCUCUAUCAUUUUACUUGCUGUCUAUCUGCCACAGGCAUUCCAAGCAGCAGUGUAGUAAAUGUGAAUAAGUUAUUCAGGUAAGGUUAAUUGAUCUUUGUUUGCUCUGUGGAACAGUUGCUCUGAGCUUCAGUAUAACUUCAGUAUACUAUACAUCUACAGUUUCUACCAUAAAGCAAGAAGGGCCUUUAGUUUGCUAUAAAGGAGAAAAAAUAGUCACGUGAUUAACAUGGAAUGAACACCAGUGUAAGCAUGAAAGUGCCAAUAUAUUUUCCAACAAUUAUGUAAAACCUUUACCCAAAACUGCACUACUUUUUCCUUAUAUUGUAUGUUAUUUUCAGCUCCCGCCUCCCAUUUAUUCUGUUCCUUUAAAGCAGACAUGUUUUGCCAUUUUAUGACAGGAUAUACAACAAAAUCAAAAAGUCAAAAUAUGUGCAUGAACUUUAAUUAGGGGAGACAGUAAUUGAAGUUUUGCUUUUCCUUACAUAAAAUAUCAAAAUAAUUAAAAACUAGUUAGCGAAACUGAGGCAAAAUUCAGUUACUGACAAAAGAGAGAAACUUAGUAUAGUUAGUCACCCAUGGCAUUAAGAAUAAAGUAAAGGUUUCAUUGUCAGUAGCCACUUUCCCUCACUCAGCUGUAUCCUUUUUAUAUACAUAUUUCUCUCCCCAGUAUUUUCUUUUUAAGAGAGUAAAGUAGGAAGACAAGGCUUUAGGCUAAUGGAGCAGCAGCAAAAGUUUUAUUUCGACUGUCACCCCCAGAGCUAUACCAUUGCUUUUAAUGGUAACCAUUUUCACUGUAUGUUCAGGUGGUUGGUUUCCAGCUUGAAAUCCUUUUGUUCUCAUGGUGACAGGUGGUUGAUGUUUAAGUGAAUGGCACAGCACAGUCGUUUCUUCAAUGGAAGAAAACAGACUGGUGUGCCAUUAGCCUUAUUGCUUACAAAUCACUAUAACUGUAUAUUCAUGAGCACUAUCUUUUUUGCUCAUAUCACCUUAAAAAAAUCCACUGAUGACAAAUCUAUAUCAGUCUUCAGGGGUCAUAAAUGCUGCUGUUUCCAUUGUAUACACAGAAUCCAGCCUUUUCCUCUGAAAAGAAUACCAAUUUUGCAAAUCAUUUGUGCGAUACAUGUAAUGAUUGUUAUUCCUGCCCAUGGCUUGUCAGCCAUUUGUAUGAGAGAACUAAAUCCUACUCAGAUAACAGGCUAGUUUUUCAGGGCUUUAUUAAUAAAAGCAGGGUGGAAUGAGGACCAACUUUUAUGUGCCUUCAAUUUCACACAUUUUUUUGUGAAAUAUCAGUUUUAUUUUUAGUCUGAUUUUUAUUGUAUGGGAGGUAUACUAAUUUUAAUGGAAAUAAACACUGUUGAGCUGCCUUUAUAAUAUCUUAAGGCCUGCAACAAGUUACUUAUUAUUGAUGAUGAAUUAAAAAAAUCAAAAUUAACUCUUUAUACAGUACAAGCUGGACCCUAAGCCCACCUUCUUUAUAGGUUUGAGCCAUGUUUAAAGCUGUGAAACACAAUAAAACAGUCCAAUUUUAAUAAAAAUAUGCUCUCCUCAAAAAGCAAUGGUAGCAUUGAAUACUAUUUCUUUUGGGUUUGUGCAAUUUAAUGCAAAGGUCUACCUCACUGCAGACCUGACACUUUGCCUGCACCAAGGCUGUAAUAGACAGGAACUUUGCUAUCUGUAUAAGACAAGGCCUCUUCUUUGUCAGAACCUAGCACUUCCCACAGGCUGUACCACAUGUUUGGUCCAAAGCAGUGCUCAUAGAAAGUGUCAGGACUGCAGUGGGCUAAUCAAAUAUAAUAUAGAGGUGUUAGUAUCACUUUAACGAAUGUCCCAUUCAAAUGCAGGCGUGCUUUAGAAAAGGUAUAAUAGAAGGUAUAUUCUUCAGGGCAGAACAUCUGUGUUGAUAUGUAGUUUUAUUUUAUUUUCUUUAUGUAUGUUUUGUUCUUGAGCCCCAUGGUAGCACAACAUUUGACCAAGUGCAUUCUCGAACUGUAUCUAGAAUGUCACCUCAUUGCUCUGACCAAAGAUGUUUGUCCUGUUGUUAUUAAGUCACUGAUAAUAGUUUUUCUUUUUAUUUGUUGCUUAAAAAAAUGUAUCCUUCAUAAAAAAAAAAAAAUGAAUUCAAAGUGGCCUUUCCAGCUCUUAUGUUCUUUUCCUACUUCACCUUACAAUAUUACAAUUCAGUUUAAUUGUGAACAAAAUGCUGUCUCAUAAGAGCAAACAGAUUGAUGGGCAGUCUUUCAGUACUGUAUUUCCAGAAAUGGCUGGCUGGCUUAUUUACCAUUCUUAUUAUUUGAGGUUUUAUUACGAAGAAUGUUCAUCUGACUUUCAAAGAAAAUGCUGUAAAUAUUUGUAACUUUUUUUUUUUUUUUUUUUAAACAGGCAGAAAAAAAGAUGGUUUUGGGAACAAUUUAAAGUAAAAGUGCUUUUAUAAGAAUAAAACAUCAUGUCUUGUAUAUUUUGAUAAGCAACCGUACCAGCUUUUGUUUGUGACAAUGGAAUGGGUGGGUGGGCAAAAAGAAUCCGUGUAUGUUACAAUGACUUGUGUUAUAAAAUGAAAAGCGAAGACAAAUAUUAAAAACAUAUUUUCUAACUGCGUAGUGCAUGGUUGAUUCAGAUUUAUGUAUACUCUAUGCCAUUUUUUUGUGUAUUUACUGAAAACGACUUGAGUACCUAUACUUACUCUUUUCCUAACAACUCUAGUUGUUUGUAGCAUGCCUUUUAAUAAAUGUCAUUACAUCUAUA